Messenger RNA from Musa acuminata subsp. malaccensis (wild Malaysian banana), 471 nucleotides. The record is from RefSeq and is a predicted model, not a curated record. Lineage: Eukaryota; Viridiplantae; Streptophyta; Magnoliopsida; Zingiberales; Musaceae.
GGUUUGCAUACUCCGCGGCCGAAGAAAGCCUCAUGGAGCUACAGAGCAAGGAAGAGUACGAGUCGUGUGACCUGAGCAACCCUAUUAGGAUGUACGUGAAUGGCCUUGACAAAGUGAGUCUCGAUGGAGAAGGCACACGUUACUUCAGUAGCGGUAAGCUGGAGAACUGCAGGAAGGGACUCAAAUUGCAUGUGGACGUGAUGCCCGGGGAUGUGAUGUCAGAUGGAGUCGCGGCUUCAGCACCUGAAUCCUCCGCCCCCAUCCAUCUCAAAGCAACUUAUCUGCUGUGGAUUGCUCUGGCCAUCAAUUUAGCCCGCGUAUGGCCUUGAGUCCAUCUUCCAUGUUUCAACAAACGCUGGUGUACUUGUUUGAGAUCUAUGGUGUUGCUUGUGGUGCAUUUCAGCAUUCUCGUCCGUCAGUUUGUUGAUUUGGCUUAAUUUGUUCUUAUUAUAAAAAAAGGAUAUUCUCUGA